Molecule: messenger RNA, 489 nt
Organism: Komagataella phaffii GS115
Lineage: Eukaryota; Fungi; Ascomycota; Pichiomycetes; Pichiales; Pichiaceae
Exons: 1
Coding region: 1-489 (162 amino acids)
Molecular function (GO): zinc ion binding
Source: RefSeq, a predicted model, not a curated record
AUGGAGAAGGAUGAGCAAGAAAAGGAGAGAGAGUUCAACCAAAUAGCCAACCAAUUGAUAGAAGGCUUGUUCCGUUCGGGCCGUGGAAGUGAAAUGGCUUCUAUAAAGGUUGAUGACGCCAAAUCGGUUGCCCUGGCAGCUUUAUACCCAAAAACCUUUUACAGAGGCCUUGAGUUGUUAGAGACGCGUUCGAUGUACGAGAUUCAGUACCAAAAUGCCACAUUCUUUGUUGUGAAGGAUUCUCCAAAGGCAGGCAACAGUGGGGAGUGCUAUUAUAGGAUUGAAAAGGACGGCUGUUUUUGUUCUUGUCCUACUUUUAUUGAACUUUUGGAACAAUCGAGUUCCAAAUUAUGUGAACAUGUUCUAGCCUGGAAACUUUACGACGGGAACAAAGAUUUUUUGGCCAAUUAUUCGGAGAACCUGAUUCAUGUAGAAAACCUAGAGGAAAUGGAGGAUUAUCUGAAAUGGUGUAAGCUAUGUUUUCUCUGA